Trypanosoma theileri is the source of this 2172-nucleotide messenger RNA. Its product is annotated as ABC transporter. The coding region runs from base 1 to 2172 and encodes 723 amino acids. NCBI's taxonomy places the organism in Eukaryota, Euglenozoa, Kinetoplastea, Trypanosomatida, Trypanosomatidae. Gene Ontology annotation, molecular function: ATP hydrolysis activity; ATP binding. The record is from RefSeq and is a predicted model, not a curated record. The transcript has a single exon.
AUGGACGUAGUACAGGUAAAGGCCGUACUUGACGCCCGCCACCCCGAUGUUGUGCGUCUCUUUCAGGAGAGUGUGCCAGAAGUGGGGCUUAGGCGAUUGGACGAGUGUGUGCUGGAGUAUCUGCUGAAGAUGUUGGAGGGACAGAUGGACCCAGAGUCUUAUCUACCCGAUGAGACCAUACAACAGACACUCAAGUUGUACUUUACAGAGUUUGACGUUUGUGCUAACGAUGAGGCCGUUCAAAAGGCAGUGGAGGAAAUUUAUACAAAGAUGGAGGCAGCAGGAUUGGUACAGAAACCGAAGGAGGACUCUAGUCGUCUUGUGAAUGCCAUCAGUAUUGGACGACAAUACGAGGAGAAUCUUAAGAAGGCCACAAUGAUAGGUAGUGUUGGUAAGGUGGCACUUGUAAACACGAAUGAGGACUGGACAUGGGAGACAAAACGUAAUGCUGCUAAGGAGACACGUAGGAAACGUAAAGAAGAGGAAAAGAAGUCUAUGUUAACAGAAGAAUAUGAAGAAUUUUUGCGUAAGCGAGGUAUUGCUAGCGCUGCCACCAUUGUGAAAUUACAUCACAAAAAUGAGGGAGCACAGUACAGUACAGAUAUACGUUGUGAAAAUAUUCAUAUUCACAUGGGAAAACAAGUUUUACUUGAUAAUACAGAACUUACCAUCCUUACUGGACAUAAAUAUGGUCUUGUUGGUCGUAAUGGUACAGGUAAGACAACUUUACUGCGUGCUCUUACAGAGCGAGAAUUAGAAGGUGUAAGUCCUUUUGUACAAAUUUUACAUGUGGAACAAGAAGUGGUGGCUGGAAACGAUUCACCAUUACAAGUUAUACUUGCUUCUGACGUGGAACGUGAACAAUUAUUAAAGGAGGAGCAAGAGUUAUUAAAACGCAGUGAUGAUGAGGCGAGUGCACGAUUAAAGGAUGUGUAUGAGCGUCUUGAUCUUAUUGAAGCACAUAGUGCAGAAGCACGAGCAGCAUCUAUUUUAAGUGGAUUGAGUUUUACACGAGAGAUGAUGACAGGACCUACUAAAAAUCUUUCUGGUGGUUGGCGCAUGCGUGUGGCGUUGGCCCGCGCUUUGUUUGUUGAACCAGAUGUACUACUUCUGGAUGAGCCGACUAACCAUCUUGAUCUCUUUGCUGUUUUGUGGCUUGAACAGUUUUUAAGAGACUGGCGCCGAACACUUGUGGUGGUUUCUCACUCUCGUUCCUUUUUAAAUAACGUUUGUGAGGAAAUUAUUCAUCUGAAUGAUAAGAAACUGGAGUAUUAUACGGGUAAUUAUGAUCAAUUUGAGCUUACACGUGUGGAACAAUUACGACAACAGAAAAAGACUCAUGAAGCACAAGAGAAGCAGCGUGCACAUAUGCAGAAAUUUAUUGAUCGAUUCCGCUAUAAUGCGAAUCGUGCAAAAAUGGCUCAAUCACGUAUUAAAAUGUUAGAACGAAUGGAAUUUGUAUCCGACGUAAAGUAUGAUCCACAAUUUUCUUUCAGAUUUCCCGAACCAGAAGCGGUAUCAGGUUCAUAUUUACAAAUGGUUGAUGCUGAAUUUGGUUAUAAACCUGGUGAAGUACUUUUCCGUGAUGUUAACUUUGGUCUUGAUGAUUCCUCUCGUAUAGGUUUAUUGGGUGCUAAUGGAGCAGGAAAGUCAACAUUUAUGAAUUUAUGUCUUGGCAAAUUGGAACCUCGUCAAGGACAUGUUGUACGUAAUAAGAAGAUACGAAUUGCUCAUUUUGCACAACAUCAUUUAGAGUCUCUUACACCACAACUCUCAUCUAUUGAAUUUAUGCGAUCUAAAUUUCCUCAUAUAGAAGACCAACAAUUGCGUGCCCAUCUUGGUUCACUAGGUCUUGCAGGUGAUAAGGCAUUACAACCUAUUUACACUCUUUCUGGUGGUCAAAAGUCACGUGUUGUAUUGGCUUGGAUUACCUUUACCCGUCCACAUUUAUUAUUGCUUGAUGAACCAACAAAUCAUCUUGAUAUUGACACUGUUGAUGCUCUUAUUGAGGCAUUAUUGGAGUUUAAGGGUGGUUUAUUGGUGAUUUCUCACGAUGAACAUUUUAUUACUUCGUUAUGUGAUGAAAUGCACGUGUGCGCCAAUGAGAGUAUCAAACGUUUUGAUGGCGACUUUACUGAAUACCGCGAAGUUGUUCUUAAGCAGCUGCGUUAA